Molecule: messenger RNA, 705 nt
Organism: Cooperia oncophora
Lineage: Eukaryota; Metazoa; Nematoda; Chromadorea; Rhabditida; Trichostrongylidae
Source: the annotation of a GenBank genome assembly
AUGUCCCACCGCGGGAAGAAUUAUGGCUUCAUAUCGCCAAUCCAAGAUCAAGCGGAUAUUAUCGCGGCCGAUUGUGCUGCUGAAACGCGGUGGAGGACUUCCACAGCACGUCGCUAUUCGAACCACAACAAUCGACGGGCUCGGUGGCAUUGGUGGGCGGAGACUUCUCAGUUGUUAGAUGAUUCUUCUGGUUCAAUUUCUGUACUUUCAGAGACCACGGAAAUGCUGAACCGUGGAACUUUCAUGAGAACGUUGUACAGCCGUUCGGCCACAGGAAAUGUUUCCAUUCAGGACCCUUCGCUGGAUGGAAAGUAUGUUGUGGUCCAAAACACUAGUCGCUCCAAAGAAGAACCUAUUGGAGGGUGGAUGCUGAAGAGGAAGAUCGAUGGAAAACAUGAAAUUGUUUACACGUUCCCAGCAGACUUCGUCCUCAAAGGAGGAAAAAGUGUUACGAUCUGGGCACGUGGACAAGGCGGAGUUCACAAUCCUCCCGAAUCCCUCGUAUUCGACUCUGAAGAAUCAUUCGGUGUCGGUUCAAACGUGCAAACCAUGCUCUACAACAAACAGGGCGAAGUACGUUUUUUACCUGCGCCGGUACUUCACAGAACUUGUCUCCGACCUUUUUUCACUCCAAUUUAUCGCUCAAUCAUUUACCAUCGCUCAUUAAUUGAGUCGUUAUUCAACAUGAACUCUCUAAAGAACUAG